AUGAAACUCCGUGUCCGCCCCGUGUAUGUCCGCCCCGUGUAUGUCCGUCCCGUGUAUGUCCGUCCCGUGUAUGUCCGCCCCGUGUAUGUCCCCGUGUAUGUCCGCCCCGUGUAUGUCCGCCCCGUGUAUGUCCGUCCCGUGUUUGUCCGCCCCGUGUAUGUCCCCGUGUAUGCCCGCCCCGUGUAUGUCCGUCCCGUGUAUGUCCGCCCCGUGUAUGUCCCCGUGUAUGUCCGUGCCGUGUAUGUCCGCCCCGUGUAUGUUCGCCCCGUGUAUGUCCGCCCCAUGUAUGUCCGCCCCGUGUAUGUCCGCCCCUUGUAUGUCCGCCCCGUGUAUGUCCGCCCCGUGUAUGUGCGCCCCGUGUAUGUCCGCCCCGUGUAUGUCCCCGUGUAUGUUCGCCCCGUGUAUGUCCGUCCCGUGUAUGUCCGCCCCUUGUAUGUCCCCGUGUAUGUCCGCCCCGUGUAUGUCCGUCCCGUGUAUGUCCGCCCCGUGUAUGUCCGCCCCGUGUAUGUCCGCCCCGUGUAUGUCCGUCCCGUGUAUGUCCGCCCCGUGUAUGUCCGUCCCGUGUAUGUCCGCCCCGUGUAUGUCCGCCCCGUGUAUGUCCGUCCCGUGUAUGUCCGCCCCGUGUAUGUCCCCGUGUAUGUCCGCCCCGUGUAUGUCCGCCCCGUGUAUGUCCGUCCCGUGUUUGUCCGCCCCGUGUAUGUCCGUCCCGUGUAUGUCCGCCCCGUGUAUGUUCCCGUGUAUGUCCGCCCCGUGUAUGUCCGCCCCGUGUAUGUCCGCCCCGUGUAUGUCCGCCCCGUGUAUGUCCGCCCCGUGUAUGUCCGUCCCGUGUAUGUCCCCGUGUAUGUCCGUCCCGUGUAUGUUCGACCCGUGUAUGUCCGCCCCGUGUAUGUCCGCCCCGUGUAUGUCCGUCCCGUGUAUGUCCGCCCCGUGUAUGUCCGUCCCGUGUAUUUCCGCCCCGUGUAUGUCCCCGUGUAUGUCCGCCCCGUGUAUGUCCGUCCCGUGUAUGUCCGCCCCGUGUAUGUCCCCGUGUAUGUCCGCCCCGUGUAUGUCCCCGUGUAUGUCCGUCCCGUGUAUGUCCGCCCCGUGUAUGUCCGUCCCGUGUAUGUCCGCCCCGUGUAUGUCCGCCCCGUGUAUGUCCGCCCCGUGUAUGUCCGCCCCGUUUAUGUCCGCCCCGUGUAUGUCCGCCCCGUGUAUGUCCGCCCCGUGUAUGUCCGUCCCGUGUAUGUCCGCCCCGUGUAUGUCGGCCCCGUGUAUGCUCAUCACCGAGUGGUGAAACCAACGAGCAAGGGUAGUUGUAUUGAUCUGGCUUCCACAGGAGAUAUCCCCCGGAGUCUUAACAUUUUAUCGACUCGUUGA
This is a messenger RNA of Haliotis rufescens (red abalone), 1356 nucleotides long. Its product is annotated as repetitive proline-rich cell wall protein 1-like. NCBI's taxonomy places the organism in Eukaryota, Metazoa, Mollusca, Gastropoda, Lepetellida, Haliotidae. The record is from RefSeq and is a predicted model, not a curated record. Bases 1 to 1356 code for a protein of 451 amino acids. The transcript has 2 exons.